AUGUCACAACUUGAGUGCGGAUACAAUGAACAGAUCGCAGCGACAAAUUCGUCCACGCCCUUUCCCUCCCAAUCCUUGGUCUCAUCGUCCGUGUCCUCAGUCAACCAAAUCGCAGCUCUUCCACAGGUUGGUAGUCUGCCUAUCAAUUCGGGUGCUAUGAUGCCUCUCCGGAUCCAUCAGCACUCUCCUCCACUGCAGUCUCAUGAAUUCGGUCUAGAAGCCUCCAAUUACCUGUUUUGGUGUCACUACGUGCUUUUAUCAAGGCUGCUUAACCCGCUAAACAUAGCCAUACCCACAAGCGUUGUCAGUCAUACUGGUAAUGCCAAUAAUGCUACGAAUGAGAGGGACAUGCAUAAUAACUGUGUCUGUUCUACUACAAUUCCUAGUAAUGCAAAUGUUGAAGGAUUGGACAGGGAAGAGCGACUGAUAUGGAAAUGCCGAGCGUGUGGGAAGACAUACAACAGCUCUGCCUCUCUGCGAAUGCAUGAGCAAAGUCACUCACGCCAGUGGAAGUGUCGCUUCUGUGCUAAGGCGUUCUCACGCAAAUGGCUACUUGAGGGUCACGAGCGCACGCACACAGGCGAAAAGCCCUUCAUCUGUCCCGUCUGCCAACGCGGCUUUGCCGAUCGGUCGAACAUGCGGACGCACAUGCAGACACACAUGGCGGUGAAGCACUGUCGCUGUCCUCACUGUCCACGAUCAUUCAUCCGUCGUGAUCUACUCAUCCGACACUUGAAGAAGUGUCCAUUUUCCACUCCUGCUACGGCCACUGUUACCAAUAAUGCUCCCACCACCCGCAUCGUCAACACAGCAUGCGAUCUCGACUCCGUCAACUUUACUGCUUAUGAUAAAGGCCUGGACUUACUUCCAUACCAAAUUUAG
Echinococcus granulosus is the source of this 882-nucleotide messenger RNA. Its product is annotated as Transcriptional repressor scratch. The coding region runs from base 1 to 882 and encodes 293 amino acids. The transcript has a single exon. Lineage: Eukaryota; Metazoa; Platyhelminthes; Cestoda; Cyclophyllidea; Taeniidae. The record is from RefSeq and is a predicted model, not a curated record.